AACGGUGGCGCCUAUUGGCUGGAGCAGUCCCCGUGACGCCGGGUGGCGACUGGCUCCCGGGUCUGAGGGGCUUCUGCUUGUCAGGUUCUAGCUCAGUUCUUUUGGCUAGACCUAUGAUCACUCCCGUGAGACUUCACUGCACCCUUUCUCAAGUGUCUUCUUCAUCCCUAAUGUGUCAUUCCUCACCAUGGACCUGCUACGUUAGCUAAGGCAUGGGCCAGCGGGGCUAGUAGGAAGAUAUGUGCUGACUAGCAGGCUCACGUGCACAGUGUGGAGGAUAAGCUAUAUCUUACAAAAUGGGAUUUGGGAGUGACCUGAAGAACUCACAGGAAGCUGUGUUAAAGUUGCAAGACUGGGAACUACGGUUGCUGGAGACAGUGAAGAAAUUUAUGGCUCUGAGAAUAAAGAGUGAUAAAGAAUAUGCAUAUACUCUACAGAAUCUUUGUAAUCAAGUUGAUAAAGAAAGCACUGUGCAAGUGAAUUAUGUCAGCAACGUGUCCAAGUCUUGGCUACUGAUGAUUCAGCAGACAGAACAGCUUAGUAGGAUAAUGAAGACACAUGCAGAGGACUUGAACUCUGGACCCUUGCACAGGCUCACCAUGAUGAUCAAGGACAAGCAGCAAGUGAAGAAGAGCUAUGUAGGCAUUCAUCAACAGAUAGAGGCAGAGAUGAUCAAGGUCACAAAGACAGAAUUGGAGAAAUUAAAAUCCAGCUAUCGACAAUUAAUAAAAGAAAUGAAUUCUGCCAAAGAGAAAUAUAAAGAAGCCUUAGCGAAAGGGAAGGAAACAGAAAAGGCCAAGGAGCGCUAUGACAAAGCUACAAUGAAGCUUCAUAUGCUGCAUAAUCAGUAUGUGUUGGCACUGAAGGGGGCACAGCUCCAUCAGAGCCAGUACUAUGAUACCACACUUCCUCUGCUGCUGGACUCCGUGCAAAAGAUGCAAGAAGAAAUGAUAAAAGCACUAAAAGGUAUAUUUGAUGACUAUAGCCAGAUAACCAGCCUUGUUACAGAGGAAAUAGUGAAUGUCCAUAAAGAGAUUCAAAUGUCUGUUGAACAGAUAGACCCUAGCACCGAAUAUAAUAAUUUCAUAGAUGUUCACAGAACAACAGCUGCUAAAGAACAAGAAAUCGAAUUUGAUACUUCCCUAUUAGAAGAAAAUGAAAAUCUUCAGGCAAAUGAGAUCAUGUGGAAUAAUUUAACAGCAGACAGUUUGCAAGUCAUGUUGAAGACUUUAGCGGAAGAGCUCACACAGACCCAGCAGAUGCUUUUACACAAGGAGGCGGCCGUCCUGGAGCUAGAGAAGAGGAUUGAAGAAUCUUUUGAGACCUGUGAAAAGAAGUCUGACAUUGUGCUUCUUCUGGGCCAAAAACAGGCACUUGAAGAGUUGAAACAGUCAGUCCAGCAGUUGCGAUGCACUGAGGCAAAGUGUGCAGCACAGAAAGCUUUGCUGGAGCAAAAAGUACAGGAAAAUGAUGGGAAAGAACCACCUCCUGUGGUGAAUUACGAAGAAGACGCGCGGUCAGUCACAUCCAUGGAAAGAAAGGAGAGGCUAUCCAAAUUUGAGUCUAUUCGUCAUUCAAUUGCUGGGAUAAUUAAGUCUCCAAAGUCGGUACUCGGAUCUUCAACACAGGUGUGUGAUGUGAUCUCUGUGGGUGAGAGGCCCCUGGCGGAGCAUGACUGGUACCAUGGUGCCAUCCCCAGGAUAGAGGCACAGGAACUGCUGAAGCAGCAAGGAGACUUCCUGGUGCGGGAGAGCCAUGGGAAACCUGGUGAAUAUGUCCUUUCUGUAUAUUCUGACGGACAAAGGAGGCACUUUAUCAUACAAUUUGUCGAUAAUCUGUAUCGAUUCGAGGGCACCGGGUUUUCAAACAUUCCCCAGCUUAUAGAUCACCACUUCAAUACAAAGCAAGUCAUCACCAAGAAGUCUGGGGUGGUUCUGCUCAACCCCAUCCCAAAGGAUAAGAAAUGGGUUCUCAAUCAUGAAGAUGUUUCAUUGGGAGAAUUACUGGGCAAGGGGAAUUUUGGUGAAGUGUAUAAGGGCACACUAAAGGAUAAAACUCCUGUUGCCAUUAAAACGUGCAAGGAAGACCUUCCUCAGGAAUUAAAAAUAAAGUUUCUACAGGAAGCCAAAAUUCUGAAGCAAUAUGAUCAUCCCAAUAUUGUCAAACUGAUAGGCGUGUGCACACAAAGACAGCCUGUCUACAUCAUUAUGGAACUGGUCCCAGGGGGUGAUUUUCUGACCUUCCUGAGGAAGAGGAAGGACGAGCUGAAGCUGAAGCAGUUGGUGAGAUUUUCCUUGGACGUUGCUGCUGGCAUGUUGUAUCUCGAGAGCAAGAACUGCAUUCACAGGGACCUGGCUGCACGGAACUGCCUGGUGGGUGAAAAUAAUACUCUGAAAAUCAGUGACUUUGGAAUGUCUCGGCAAGAAGACGGUGGAGUGUAUUCAUCUUCUGGCUUAAAGCAGAUUCCUAUUAAAUGGACAGCACCGGAAGCUCUUAAUUAUGGGAGAUACAGUUCUGAAAGUGACGUGUGGAGCUUCGGCAUCCUCCUCUGGGAGACCUUCAGCCUAGGAGUCUGCCCGUACCCUGGAAUGACAAACCAGCAAGCGCGAGAGCAAGUGGAGAGAGGAUACCGGAUGUCAGCCCCACAGAACUGUCCAGAGGAGGUUUUUACAAUCAUGAUGAAGUGUUGGGAUUACAAGCCUGAAAACCGCCCUAAGUUCAACGACCUUCACAAAGAGCUCACUGUCAUCAAGAAGAUGAUCACAUAGUGCCAGCCAGGGCUGGAUGCCACCUGUAGGACUCUGUCCUCAGUCACCCCCACUUUAUACCACCUUACUGCAACCAUCUUUGAAGGUUAUGUUUUUUUAUUAACUGGGUUUUUAAAGUAUGUUCCACUUUAAACUAUGUUAAAGGCAAAUCUAUUCAAGAAAUAAAUAGUCCUACCCAGAGCCGUAUUAGCUAACCACAGCAACCCUGCCAUUUGAUACCGCUGUAAAGAGAAAAGCACAGGACUAAUGGUAAAGGCCAAAGAAAAAGGCCUGCCUUUAAUACCUAGGUCCAUUGGUGAUCUCCAAGGUUUUCUACUCUAGGCACAGCCUGUGGGCUGCUGUCUUCUGCCACAGGCCCUCCUCGGUUGGUGCUAUAAACAGCCUUGGUAGCGCAUGCUUGCAGGACACGUGCCCACCACAGUUGCUCUCCACUCUGCCAAGGCGAGAUUAUAUCUAUAAAUAUAAUCAUAUAUUGGGAAUCAUUUGGACUUCCUAGGGUUUCUCUUUCUUUUCUGUCAGAACAAGCCCGGUGAGAACAUCACACUGCCGUGUCAUUUUGUCUUUUACUUCCCCAGUCCAGGCUACAGAAAAUGGUGCACAGAAAAUUUCCAGAGAGUUCAGGGCACAGAGGCAGCAGCUUCUGCAGGACACUGCAGAGGACAAGGAUGACAGGAAGCAUGUGUGGGCAGCUAGCCAGUGUUCACCAGGGAGAAGAAAGCAAGAGUGCCUGCCUUCCUCCCAGACGUACGCCUUCAGAAUACCCUAUAUCUGGGUCUCAAUUCCCUAACAAGGUCUAAGAAAUGUUCAGGAGUUCAUAGAGCCCAGUGGAAACGUUCUUAGAUACUAGCGUCCACAGGAAGAGCAGCAUGGUUCUGAUUGUGUGUCUUCAUCCUAGGAGACAAUCCCAGAAUGAAAGUCCCUCUACUUGUACCAGUUUCUGGGUCUUCAGAAUCCAUGAUGCAUGGUUACAAACACAUCCACAUAUAUCUACUGAAGUGCAGGGCUGCUGUGAAUGAAAUGGACAGGCCAGAUGUCAAGUCAGCAUUGAUGAUGAAAAUCUCUAGGGACACCCACACCUCUAUCUCCUCUUUUCCACUAAAGCCACUCCCUGGAAAUCUUACUGAUAAUGCACAGGUAUACAGCACAGCAUUAAAGUGUCGCCCGUGGAUCUAAUGUACAUCAGGUAAAACCAGGCUGUGACUGAGCUCAAUCUCAGCUGUGUCAAGGACUUUCCCCUGUGCACAGUUGUCUCAGGAUCAGUGUCCGGGAGAUGGCCUCCUGCCUGCCUGGCCGUAUAGAGCAUAGGUCAGACUUUGCAGGAGGCAGCUGAAGAGAAGGACUCGUAUCCAUCAUUUCGGUCCCCUUACUAAUUUUGUAAUCUUAAACACAUUUAGUGAUUCGUACACGCAGACUGCAGUGAAGGCAUAGUGAGCCUGUCCGCACCAUUCACGGCAGCACACAAACCAGCUUCCUCCUCCGCACAGCUCUCCCAUGGGUCAGAUACGCUAAAUCAGCAGAGCUGCCUUCCGAUGGCACACACCAUGGCAACCCGAGUGCAAACUCAGCCAUUCACAUUAAGGGCCCUGCUCUCCAGGCAUCUGCCGGCCCUCAGAAGGAGAUAAGACGCUCCCUUCCAGGAUGCAACUGACUCUGUGUGUAAUACACUCUGUACAUGAAAAAGAGGGAAAAACAGCCUCUCACUACUUAGCAGUCCGAGCCCAGCAAGGGACAGGAGGCUGGCUUGGCUCUGCCUCUGUGAACAAGACAUGAAGCUUAAUCCCAGCAUUCUGGUGUACAGAGAACAUGGCACUGAGACUCGCUCAUCCAGGCUCUUAGAAUUUGCAAUUCACAUCAUAACUCUUUGCUUAAAUUAAAGAGGCUUUUCAAAACAUCAUGACAUCUGCAACAUUUAAAUUCUAUUUUAUUCUUUGUCCCAGAGCAGGCAGAGGUAUAGUUUAAGAUUAACUCAUCGGGAGCCUUUCAGAAUCAUGUCAGUCAUCUAGAAUAUUAAAUUUAACAGAGGCACAUGCAUUAAGGAAAGCUUAUGCAAAACAUUCUUACUGUUAAUUUUGUUAUGCUUGAAGCAUAAUUUAUUCAUCCCUUCUGUCGAUGAUAAUUAUUGGAAUUAUGUACUUUAGGAGGCUAAUCCAUACCCAAAAAGUGCACAUAUAAAUACAGUUCUGAUUUGCAAGUUGAUUUAGGGAAAAGAGCCUGCAGAAAUGCACAGAAAUGCACAAAACUCUACGACAUCCUUGCUUAAAAAAAUAAUAAUUGUCCACAGUGGUUUCCCGGUAACACUGGUGUGGAUACACUUGAACCUGGUCACGGUUCCUUAUUUCUCUGUCUGAGAGCUUUGUGGGCCUGUUCAUGACUGCGCUCAUCGGCAUCCCUUUAGGUCAGCAAGCUGGGCAUGAAGGAGAAGGCUGGCGAACAUGAGCAGCCUGACUUCCCUCUGCUGUAUCUACCUUGAGUCACCAGGAAACCUUCCUGAGAAAUGGGAGGUCAUUGCUUGUCAAAGACAGAAAACUUUUCUGUCAUGGCCACAUUUGGUGCGGACUUCGUGUGAUCUAAGCUUUCUCCUUAAUGCCGUUUUCUUAGGAAGACGAUAAAGAAUUACUUGGCCUUUUUCAGCCCAUCAUUCUGCUACCAGGACCACAGGGGGAAAAUCCCAUGUGAUUCUUUCUCCUUUUUCCAAGGCUUACCAGGGACAGUAGAGUUGGUUCCUGAGUCAUAGCUGGCCACCUUCUCACAAACAUCCAUCCACACAGCCUGCAGUCAUUCAGUGUGAGUCUCACAGAGAAAACAGAAUUCCUAUGACUGAGAGUGUGCUAAUUUCCUAAAACAACCAAGUUUCCUUCUCUGUUAGCCAGUUUCCGUCAGCUAGCUCCUCUGACGUCACCACAGCACUGUGCUACGACUGUUGUCAAGCAAGCCUGUCAGUUGCAAUCUAACAUGCUGCACGCCAGCAUUCGGGCAGGGAGCAGGAGGUACAGCAGGUCAGGUCUGCUGUGCAGUGUGAUCGUCACAUGCUCUGCAAGCGUGCCUGACUAUCAUCUUAAUGUGUGUGACCGUCCUUCAUGCAUGUGUCCUUGAAGCAGAGUGACACCUAAGGGCUAUCUGCCUGAGCCCCUUCCUUUCAGCAUGCUCUGUGUGUCACACCGUUGGCAUUCUCCCUGCCACUUGUCAGUAGAUGUGAUUGUCAUGGGAAGUCAGGCUUUCCUAUUGGAGAUCAGAGCCCUCAUACAAAACAGCAGAGCAGCCAAGAAAGAGCUGCAGAGACCCAGCUCGCUUAUGUGUCAGCAUCUUCAGUAGAUUGGAUCAAAAGUUUUAUAUGAAAAUUGAUCAUUAAAGUGGCAUGAGAGUUUACUAUGAAAAUAAAGUAUUUCCUCUUAUUAACAGAUUUACUAUACCAUUAGAAUAUUUUAUUAGAUUUUUACUUUAUAUUUUUCUGGGCUUAUUAGUUUCAUGUCAAGUCUGAAUACAUACUUUUUUGAGAACCCAAAAUGUCAUUUCUGUAUAAGAAAAGACCCUGAUUUAAAAGCCAGCAAGAUCACCCUGCUAGGAGUUACUGAGACAGAUUUAAGCUCCCAUAAAAUGUCCUUUUGAAAGUCAUGUUCUAAUACAGAUGGUUAAUCAACUAUAUUAUCAUCACCCUAAGUCAGUGUGAGAAAUGUCCCCUCACCCCAGGAACCAUCUCUCUGUCUUCCACUAACGCAAAGAUGAAAGUCAGGAAUAGCAUUAUACUUUGCUAACUUGACAAAUGUCUGGGAUAGUAAGAAAUAACCGUGCUCCAAAAUAAUUCAUUACUCUGGCCAGGACUAAUGAACUGGGGCACAGUGGGUCUGUCAGUGAGUUGCCCAGGUGGCCUGCAGGAAGGCCAAACAAGAAAGAACCAGCUCCUCAUAGCACGUGGAGAAACUAGACAGACUGUGUCACCAGGAGCCCUGAGGAAAUCCAGGGGGCCAGACCAGAAAAGAGCAUCAGUCCCAAAGAGCCCACCGCAAUGCCAGAGCCUCUCCCUGCAGCAGGAGCCACUUGGCACCCCACUCAGGGAUGACACCAUGCGAGGUGGCAUUCCCCUCAUUGUCUUCCACCCAGUGAACAAGAGGCCCCAUGUGCUCAGUCUUGAAGGAGACUAGCCAAAGCCUCUAUGUUUUUACUAGUUAUCGAAACUCCUUAGGUGAAGGCGGCGGUGUUUCCUAUCUCAUUAGAAAUCUUUUAUGCAAUAGAACCUGACCUGGGCUGAAGUUUCCUAAAUGAGAACAUGCUUACAUCAUCUUGUGCUGCAUUGGACUAAGUGGUUCCUGCCCUGCCGAGGGACCUGCUGAGCAGGACUCUUGCUAUACUGCACUCAGAAGGGAAUCAAAGUGGCAGGAAGUUGGACAAGUAGCCAUGAAAACUAGCCCAAAAAGCGUUCUGAGGCAGAACACAGUGCAUCGGGGUGAAGGGGCAGGUAUUCCCACAAAGGGGUCCCAGGAAGACAGCACUGAGAACACCAAUGAGACCCAGGGCAAAGCCCAGUGAGUGCGGACCCAGACUUAGGCUGGGGAGCAGCCUGCUGCUGCACAGCACCAAAGACAACACCUCAAGCCUCCACAGCCGCUGUUUGAAGGGCUCGAGUUGACUGAUGCUCUUACAUUCCCUGCUGUCUCAGGGAUCAGCAACUGGUGGGACUCAAGCCCCAUUUCCUUUCGUAAGCACAGGUAAGCUGAGUAACAACCUACCUGAGUGUGUGUCACCAGUGCUAGAAGGAAAUGGCUGUGACUGUUUCUGAGUUUCACUUUAUUAAUGAAAAACUAAUGGCGUCCUUACUAGCAAACUUGUAAGAGUCCUCAAACAAUAUUGAAGUCUCUUGAAUUUCAGAACUGUGCACUCAAACAUCUGUUAAAACAGUAAGAUGCAAGGUGUAUAUCCCAGAGGACUGGGGUGCUGCCCAGCAGUAUCAGACCUGCCACAGAACGUUUCCCCUCGUAUCUGCCAUGUCAGGUACAGGAACAGUCAGAGGCCCAAUUCUCUUUUCUUGUUGUUGUUUUCUUGUUACUUUGUUGCUUUCCCAGAACAGAAAGGCCUUCAUCAUCAGCUUAUAAACACAAGAGUGAUGUCUCGGGAGCUCCCUGCCUUACAGGGAGUAUGCAGACCUGAAAAGGCAGAGCACGCAGUCUGUGAGCUGAGAGGGCAUGCUCAGGUGGAAAGUGUGCUAUAUGAGUAACCUAUCAGCAAGGCUUUCAGAGAUCUAAGGUCAGAAAGAUUACUGUCCAUGGGCAUGUCCAGGUUGAAAAUGUCCCUAUUCUUGGGCUAGUAAGAUGACAUCCUUCUAAAGGAAUGUUGGGACAGAAUAGUCUACCAUAAAGCCCUGAGCAUCCAGUCUUCCCACACACCAGUCUACAUGAAUCCACUUUGUAUCCUCUAUUCCCUUCUUAAGAGCAAUAUCUAAAUCAUUCAAGUUACAUCAUGUUAGAUGAUUCCCCAAAGCCUCAAGAAAGAGGGCAGUGUGAGGGCUUGAGUUCAAAGCAAGCCAGCCUACCUAAAUAGAUACCCAUAGCACUGUGAAAACAUGCUCUCCUUGGUGGUUCCCAAAGUAGCCUCCUUCCUAGAGAACCAGACAUUACCCCCUUUCAUGUUUGUGGGGAAUUCCUAUAGCAUCAGAAUAAGUAUGUAAUAAAUGCUAUCCAGCAGAUCCAAGACUGGUACAGUAAGAAGCCAGGUGUCCUUCUGUAGCCACCAGCACACACCCAAACUCCGCCUCCUAUUUUCUUCUUGUAGCACUGACUUGCCUGACAAUCAUUACAGAGCAAACCGUGAGCCCGUCUUCCCCAAGGCUCUAAGUGGCCUGUGUUUGGAACCUUGUGGGGUCAGGAGGCUAAGAGAGAAUCAGACAGAAUUGUGUGGAUGGAUACCCUGUGUAAGAAACCAUCCUUUUUUAGCUCACCAUUCUAUGUGUUUUCUUUCUUAAGCCAAAAAUCAUCUUAUUUAAGAAUUUUUCUCUUACAAAGAAUUUGGUGGGGAAAACUUGCUACCAACUCAUAAGAAAUGCCAGACUAGUGUGUACACACACAGGGCCAGGAAGCAAGCUCACGCCUCACCCAGGGGAUGGCUGUACUUAAAUUGGAUGUGGGGUGCUGAGGAGGCCCAUCCCAUGUUAGUUGUAAUUGCUCUCCUGGAGGAGCAUUGAACACAUCCCAGUGGAGGCGUGUUGACUCAGUGUCAGUGAGACUAUCCCACACCUUCAGCAGGUUACUGCAGCUAUACAGGACCAUCCAGAGGCUCUGACCAAAUCAAACAUAAACAGAAGCUCAUUUGCUUCCAAUCCAUGACCAAAGCGGCCAGAGACAGAAAAACGCCCUUCCGUCUGCUGGAAUUUCACUCUGAUAACACGUCUGUUGUUAACUGUGACCUGUUAAGAGUUCUCCAUGUGGACACAGUUCUUGUGGGAUGGUUCCGUUAGCAUCCUCCUUCAUCAACCACCAAGACUGCCUGUGGAAUCAGCUUCUGUAGUCAAACACCUGAAGAGCCCAUGUUUAAAUGCCUGUAGACUUUAUGUUUAGCCUGUGUUUCAGUGUGUAAACGAUUGAGCAGCUGGGGACCGAGGAUGGACGGUGGUACACAUUCUGUCCUCUUUGCACUUUAGUUUGUGUGUAAGCUUCUGUGUUUGGUCUGGGUGCUUUUGGCGAGUCCACUUGUGCUCUCCAAAAGCACGACCACGCAACCACGCCGAGUUUAAGGGUCCCUGGAAGUAGCAGAAAAUAAAAGCGAGCUCUCGGAGACCCACGAACUACUCCAACUUCCUCAGGAGUCCAAGCCAACUAAGCACAAAAACAAAAUACUCACCUGGUGCCCAGGCUGUCAGCCCACCCGUGUUCCUAGCACAGGCCCCCAGAGAGCAGGUGCAGAACUAACGCUUUCCGAGUCGUUUGUCUGCUUGUUACUAGAUAAGCUCAGUGGUGAGAGAGAUGGCCAGCCACCUGCAGGCGAGGUGUUCCAUCUGUAAUCAGCACCUUGAGCCAAGCACCUCUGUGGCUCUCGGAGUUAAUUCAGUGCCAGUGGAUGGCCAUUUCAAUGUCACGUUGAAGCACCUUUAAUGUUUUGUUGUUGUUAUUAUUUUAAAAUAAUGUAUUUGUGAAGUGGAUAAAAGAAACACUGGAAACCGGGUGCUUCUGAAAACAUCAAGUAUAAAACAUGAACAAGGUCUGUGGUGCUCUAUCCAGCUGUGCAAACAACCCUGAAGAUGGGUGGAGUGGUUAGUUCUCUGCUUUGGCUGAUUGUGCCUGAGAGUGUAUUUAUUUGUUAAGCCUUACGUUCAGAAGAAAUACACCUUGAAUUUUGGCUAACAUUAUAGAACGUUCUGAAAAUUGCCUUCUACAUUUUUUAACACAAUUUAAUCAUUUUUAUAAAUUAAGGCCACUUUUGGACAGCCUUCUUGUACCAGAGACCAAUUACCAUCCGUUGGUCUGCAGGCCUCUUUUUAUUAUGUCCUUGUAAUAAUGUAAAAUAUUUACAGCAAAC
Mus musculus (house mouse) is the source of this 10271-nucleotide messenger RNA. It is a transcript of the gene Fer, whose product is annotated as FER tyrosine kinase. The coding region runs from base 297 to 2768 and encodes 823 amino acids. The transcript has 20 exons. Gene Ontology annotation, biological process: regulation of lamellipodium assembly; cytokine-mediated signaling pathway; positive regulation of cell population proliferation. The record is from RefSeq and is a predicted model, not a curated record. Lineage: Eukaryota; Metazoa; Chordata; Mammalia; Rodentia; Muridae. Gene Ontology annotation, molecular function: protein kinase activity; non-membrane spanning protein tyrosine kinase activity; protein tyrosine kinase activity. Gene Ontology annotation, cellular component: lamellipodium; nucleus; plasma membrane.